AUGGUGUCGUGUGGCUUGAUUGAACUUUGGGUCAUGGUGAAAAUUUACUUGUUGGCAGCCUUUUUGGCUAUCCGAGAGCUAAUUUUUGACCAUCUCUGUGACAAAAAUGUAGGUUUAUAAAUUCUCAAGUCUGUAAUAGUUGUUUCAGUCGUUUUCGUCAGAAAUCUCUCAAUCUGAAUGCUGCAAAGGCCCUUUGCGUUGUGUCAUAGUCACCGGGGCGAACGGAACCAUUGGUUCUGAGGUUUCAAACCGAUUUUCAUAAAGUUAAGAGUCUGGUUUAAAGGUCGUGAAAGAUUUGUUAGGGUUGGGAUUCCGAGUUCAUGCCUUGGUUCACGGCGUCCACAAAAAUACGUUGCCAGUCAAUCCUCUUCUGUUUUUGCAUGAAGCCGAUUUUUCGGACAUUCACGAGGUAUUCUGGAAGAAUUUCAACAAAGCUUUACAAUUUGUGAAAUUAGGUCCGAAGACUGACAGCAACUUUAAUAAAAAGCGUUACAAGAAUUGAUCUCGUUGUUUGCUGCGCCGGGGUCAUGUUGGCUGAUCGUAAGGUUCUAAUUUUGUAUUAUUUUUUCUGUUUUAUACUUUUUUUUCGAUUUUCAACACGAGAAAGUCAGCAAGAGUUAACCAUGGGCCAUUUUAUCAUUGCUACGAAACGGAUCUUUUUUCACUUUCGUAGCUUCUCUGUGGCAUUUUAUCGUUCAAAUUUAUGACUGGAAAAAGAGUAAAAAGUCCAGGUUUGAUUGGAAAGUCGAAAAAACUAAGGGAAAGUAGGGAAAGUUCUUCUUUGAGAAAAAUCCCAUUGCGUCUUCGCACAGAUAUGUUGUGGUCCUACUCUGAAUUUCCUUGCGUUUCUCCAUAAGAAUCUGCGUUUUUCACUUGAAAAUUAAAAUCCAUGUCCACAGAUUAUCGAUGGAAUCGAAUCUCAUUUUAUGGUGAACGUCAUGUCGCAAGCUUUCCUAUUGGAUAGAAUCGAGAAUUUGUUCACGCCGUCAACGAGAAUCGUUUUUCUCUCUUCCGCCACAGCAAGAUGUUCCUAUCAUCAGUUUGGCGGUUGUUUUUGACUUUUCUUAAGAAUCAAAGACAACAGAUUGCAGAAAACAUGUUAUCAGAGUACAUUGGGCCUUAUCAAGCCUACGCCUUCUCAAAACUUCUUUUGGCGGUUUUUGUUAGCGAAAGCGCUAGAGAGAGGUUUAACUUGGAUAUUUCCCGUUCUGCGCCAGCUUGUCCCGCUUUUUUCUCUGCAAAAUGUACCGUAUACCAAAUUUGACCCAACUUUAUCGUGGGAUAGUUGUUUUUUGCAGUCUUUUGAAGCCUCUUUUGUGAAUUUGUAGAUUAAAAGUGCAAAAAACCUUUGCAUGAAAAAAAUAUAUUUUUUGCUGUGCUUUUAAUGUGACCAAUUCACACGAAAAAAAAGUACAGUAUGCUGAAGUCAGAUCAAAAAAGUUCAUAUCAAUUGAAAGAGUGCUUGAAGACAGAUGAAUCAUAUUGAGCAAAAAUAUCUUCAAAGCUUGAAAAAUUUGUCCAACUCUCCAAAGAAGUUGAUUGUGGAUCAGAAAUGUCCAUAAUCGAUGAGACGUUGGUUGAAGUUUCAAUGUUCAAAAACCAAUUAUGAGAAGAAAUUCUGCAAGAACUGCGUCAUAAGUGUUUUUUAUCAAUUUCAGGUCGUGGAGCAUCGUUUCUUUGCACCCGGGAACCGUGCCCGGAGGACUUUAUCGCAAUGCAAAUAGUGUCGUUCGAUUUGUUAACCGACAUUUUUUGCCUUAUCUUAUGAGGUUAUUUUUGUCAUCAAAUAGUGAGAACUUGAGUUGAACUCUGGGAGAAUAAAAAAGGUUACAAUAUUUAAUAAUAAAAAGAAAGACGAAAAUAUUUAGGAAAAAAAAGUUACUUUUUUUUGUAAUCGGAAAAAUUUUUCGCUUUUACAAAAUGAAAGCUUCAAAAGAGUAUAGCCAAAGAUCAACAUUCCGACUCAUUUUUCUUUAAACAUGGUUUAAGGACGCCUGAAACGAGCAGUCGACUUGUUCUGCAUACUGCUCUUCGCCACGAUUUUUCCAACGGUUGCUACUACGAAGACACGAAAGUUGUAAACGUUUGUCAGGGAAUUUCAGAAAAUGUAAGUUUUUUUGUCCAGCUUGUGCUUUUUAAAAAUUACUCAAUACUUUGAAACCAUUUUGUUUAAUCCUUCAAAGUGGUUGAUUUGUGCGCGAGUUGAAUCUGAAACCUUUAUAAUUUUACAGUCAUUAAAAUUCUUUUCGAAUUCAGAAGCGAAAAAACAAAAAUUAAGGACCGGAAACAAAUAUAUCAAGAGGUCCAGCGGCGAAUUGGCAUUUGGCGGUGCUGA
This is a messenger RNA of Caenorhabditis auriculariae, 2335 nucleotides long. NCBI's taxonomy places the organism in Eukaryota, Metazoa, Nematoda, Chromadorea, Rhabditida, Rhabditidae. The record is from the annotation of a GenBank genome assembly.